Molecule: messenger RNA, 1486 nt
Organism: Drosophila ananassae
Lineage: Eukaryota; Metazoa; Arthropoda; Insecta; Diptera; Drosophilidae
Gene: hgo
Product: homogentisate 1,2-dioxygenase
Exons: 8
Coding region: 113-1429 (438 amino acids)
Biological process (GO): L-phenylalanine catabolic process
Cellular component (GO): cytoplasm
Molecular function (GO): homogentisate 1,2-dioxygenase activity
Source: RefSeq, a predicted model, not a curated record
UGUUUGCCGGAGAACCAGUGGCCUGACUGGACCCGGUCUAUAUAAAUAGAGGCUCUUGGUCGUCGUCGAGCUUCAGUGAUACUUUUAACCAGAGCAGGAUCAGACAUCAGACAUGGCGCAGUAUAAGUACCUCUCCGGCUUCGGCUCGCACUUUUCCUCGGAGGAUGAGCGCUGUCCCAAUGCCCUGCCCGUGGCCCAGAACUCUCCCCAGGUGUGUCCCUACAAUCUGUAUGCGGAGCAGCUCUCCGGGAGUGCCUUCACUGCUCCCAGAACUGAGAAUGUGCGCACCUGGCUCUACAGGAAGCUACCCUCAGCCGUCCACCUUCCCUUCCAGCCCUUCAGGGGAGCCAAAUACUUUCGCCAAAACUGGGAUGAACAGCCUCCAAACCCGAAUCAGAUGCGUUGGAAACCCUUUGAUUUGCCUGAGGAUGGCAAGACCGUAAACUUUGUGGAGGGCUUGCACACUGUUUGUGGCGCUGGAGAUCCCAGAUCUCGUCAUGGCCUCGCCGUGCACAUUUACUCCUGCAAUGGCUCCAUGGACUCCUCAGCUUUCUACAACAGUGAUGGGGACUUCUUAAUCGUGCCCCAGGAAGGAACCUUGAAUAUAACCACGGAGUUGGGAAGAAUGACGGUGGCUCCCAAUGAAAUUUGUGUUAUUCCCCAGGGCAUUCGAUUUGCCGUCAAUGUGAAUAAACCUUCCAGGGGCUACAUUCUUGAGGUUUACGAUGGACACUUUGUGUUGCCAGAUUUGGGACCCAUUGGAGCCAAUGGAUUGGCAAAUCCCAGAGAUUUUGAAACUCCAGUGGCUUGGUUUAGUGAUAAAGACAUAAAUGAUUUCCAAGUCAUAUCCAAGUUCCAGGGCAGCCUUUUUGUGGCCAAACAGAAGCACACGGUCUUCGAUGUGGUGGCCUGGCAUGGCAACUAUGUGCCCUACAAAUACGACUUGGCCAAAUUCAUGGUCAUCAACUCGGUCAGCUUUGAUCAUUGCGAUCCCAGUAUUUUCACCGUGCUCACCUGUCCCAGUUUGAGAGCCGGAACUGCGAUUGCCGACUUUGUGAUCUUUCCCCCACGCUGGUCUGUCCAGGAGCACACUUUCCGACCGCCCUACUAUCACAGAAACUGCAUGAGUGAGUUUAUGGGCCUCAUUCUGGGCAAGUACGAGGCCAAGGAGGAGGGAUUCGCCGCCGGCGGGGCCACCCUCCAUUCGAUGAUGACUCCCCACGGACCGGAUGUCAAGUGCUUCGAAGGUGCCUCAAAGGCCAAAUUGGUUCCGGAGCGCAUAGCCGAGGGCACUCAGGCUUUUAUGUUUGAAUCAUCUUUAAGUUUGGCGGUUACCAAAUGGGGAGAAGAAACUUGCCAGAAACUGGAUGCCGCCUACUACGAAUGCUGGCAGUCCUUGAAAAAUAAUUUUAAAAUUUCUGAAAACUAAUAAGCGAUUAUAUUUAAUAAAUUUAUAGAAGAAAAAGGAUAAAGUAUUUUGAACGAG